AAAUUCUUUCUUAAAGAAGAACACAAUCUGUUACGUGCAGAGUUGCAGAGUACAGCAGAAAUUCCAAAUGGAAAACGAUAUUUUAGAUUCUUUGGAGGACCUUGGGUAUAAUGGAGAAGUUGUAGAUGAAAACACUCUUAAUUCAGCUGUAAAGGAUGAAAGUAUAUCUCCAAAUUAUUCCCAAGUUGUUGUGUGGGUGACUCAAGAACUAAAACAAUUCUGUGGUCUGGAGGAAAAUGUUAAUGCAAUUACAACUUGUAAUCCAGAUGAUGCUCAAAAUUUUCUGUUAGAAUUAAGUGGAUUUCUUAGAGAAUAUGGUUGUCCUCACACAAUGUUUUCUGAGGGUCCUGUAAAUCAACGAUUAUCAUCUAGAAAAAAUAAAUUACAACUUUUAGAUUACUUAUUAACAGAAUUAACGGCUGUAAAAAUUUUGGCCAGUAAAAAACCGAGUGCACUCAGAAACAACACUACACAACAAGAUGAUAAACCCAAAGAAAGUGAAAUAGCUGCUGUUCUUAAGGCUUUAUUAAUUGCUUUAAACUUUCCAAAGCCUCCCGAUAACAUAACUGCUUUUCAACUCUUUAGUAAAGUUGAAGCAAAGGUGAAGGAACUUACUGCACAGAAUCCCAGUCUUUUUGGCGAACCAUUAUUAAAAGCUAGAUUAUCAGAUAAACAAUGGCAAGAUGUACUAGAAGUUAAUCAUAUUUUAACAGAAGAAUAUCGUGUACGAAGAGAAAUGUUAUUAAAGAGAGUUGAUGUCACGAUUCAGUCAUUUAAAUGGUCAGAAAAAGCAAAGAAAAAUGAGAAUAAAAUAGCUGAAGUUUAUCAACCAAUUAGACAAAAAUUAACAUCUAAAACUAAUAUAGAUGUUGCUCAAAUAUUAGCAGCAAGAGAUGAUUUAACAAGAUUACAGAAAACGAGUAGUGGUGAGGCCCGUGAAAGAACUAAAUGUGCUAUAAAUCGGGUUCUAAUUGGUAAAGUUCCAGACAGAGGUGGAAGAGCUUUUGAACUAGAACCACCACCACCAGAAAUGCCAGCUUUUAUGAAAAGAUCAGACACUCCAAGUGGAGGUCGAGGUGGCCGAGGAGGCAGUGCUGGAGGUAGAGGGGGUGGAAGAGGUGGUAGAGUUCAAGGGGGUUGGGGAGAUUCAAACUCUCAGUCACAUGGUGGAAAUUGGAAUCAAGGUGGUGCUGGAUAUCAAGGUGGGGGUGGGGGUUAUCAAGGUGGGGGUGGGGGUUAUCAAGGUGGGGGAGGAGGUUAUCAAGGUCAGGGUGGGGGUUAUCAAGGUGGGGGAGGGGGUUAUCAAGGUGGGGGUGGGGGUUAUCAAGGUGGGGGUGGGGGGUACCAGGGUGGGGGUGGAGGAGGAGGGCGUGGAGGACGAGGUGGUAGAGGUCGUGGGGGAAGAGGUGGAAGAGGUAGAGAUGGAUACUAGUGUUAUGUUUCUAAUUAUGCAGUGAAAGAAAAGACUUGAACAAAUGUGUUUGAUAAAACCUAUAACAAACUUUGGUGAAAGUUGAUGGUGAAAUGUGAAGUGCUCUGUUAGUUAGGCCAGUCCCAUGUUGUUAAAAGAUUAUUUUAUCCUAUAUUUAACAUCAGCUGAUAUGUUAAGCUGUAAACACAACAACUUAUUUUUAUUCUAGAGCAUAAUUAUGGCAUUUAAACUACUUAGUAUUCUUCCACAUAAUGAAUUAUGCAAUAAAAAAAUUCUCUCUA
Patella vulgata (common limpet) is the source of this 1713-nucleotide messenger RNA. RefSeq names its product protein FAM98A. The record is from RefSeq and is a predicted model, not a curated record. Bases 68 to 1432 code for a protein of 454 amino acids. NCBI's taxonomy places the organism in Eukaryota, Metazoa, Mollusca, Gastropoda, Patellidae. The transcript is spliced from 10 exons. Gene Ontology annotation, cellular component: tRNA-splicing ligase complex.